This is a messenger RNA of Cryptomeria japonica (Japanese cedar), 4272 nucleotides long. RefSeq names its product disease resistance protein RPV1. Bases 226 to 4083 code for a protein of 1285 amino acids. The transcript has 7 exons. Gene Ontology annotation, molecular function: ADP binding. NCBI's taxonomy places the organism in Eukaryota, Viridiplantae, Streptophyta, Pinopsida, Cupressales, Cupressaceae. The record is from RefSeq and is a predicted model, not a curated record. Gene Ontology annotation, biological process: defense response; signal transduction.
ACAGCACUCCACGUUCCUUGACUACCUUCCACAAGUCGUUUUUACAACUAAAUCCUUCACACCGCCAAAUUUCGGUGUGCACCUAAGUUCCAGUUAAUUCUCAUAGAACGCCGCUUCUCCGUGUCACGGUUCCUCGACGACAUUAAUGUCCUUGGUUUUCUUGUUCUGUGUUUAUCCUUUUGCAAAUUUGUAAUUUUUGCAUUACUCUGUGUGAGUGAUCUCCUUAUGGAACAAGUGUUUCCACCUUAUCAUGUUUUUAUUAAUCACAGAGGACCUGACGUCAAGAAAACGCUUGCCAGUCUCAUCUUUCACGCUCUCGAUACGCAUGGAUUGAGGGUGUUUCUCGAUGAAGAAGAAUUGCAAGUGGGCGAUUCUUUAACCCCUGCAUUCCGAUCUGCCAUUCGUAGUGCCGUUGUUCACAUUGCUAUUUUCUCCAAAGCAUAUGCACAAUCCCCUUGGUGCUUGGAUGAGCUGUUGUGGAUGCUUGGUUCUGAUUAUACUUCUGCUAAGAUUAUCCCCAUCUUCUAUGACAUCGAACCUUCUGAACUUCGCCAUGUUGAGAAUGGAGCAUAUGCCACAGCCUUUGAGGAGCAUAGAAAGAAACAAAGAUAUACCGAUGAUCGAGUUGAAAGCUGGAUAAACGCCCUAAAAAAAGUCUCUACUAUUUCUGGCGUAGUAUUCAGGACGGAGAAAGAUGACCAUGGAAAGCGUCUGAAAGAAAUCGUAGAAAUUGUAUUACAAAAGGUGGGAAGGGAAAAACUGCAUGUGUGUGAGUACCCUGUGGGACUCCGUGAAGCAGCAGAGCAUUUCGAAAAGGAGGUUUUCAGUCCAAGUGAAAUAAAAGGCAUCCACGUUGUGGGGAUUUUGGGGCCUGGCGGAUCGGGGAAGUCAACUCUGGCUACUUAUCUCUACAACUCCAUGUGUUCCCGAUUCAAGAGAUGUUCUUUCUUACCAGACGUGAGUAAAAGAGAUUUACCCUCUCUGCAGCAAACUCUGCUUAGAGAUCUGCUGCGUGAUCAGAAUUUGCGUAUUGAGGAUACGCGUAGAGGUAGGACCUUCCUUCAAGAUCGUCUGCGAGGGUUGACAGGCGUUUUCAUAGUUUUUGAUGAUAUAGAUAGUACAAAUCAAAUAGAGAAUUUGUUAUUUGUAAAGGAUGUUGUGGGAAAUGGCAGUCUGAUUUUGGUGGCAUGUAGAGACCAAUCUUUGCUUGACAGUUCUCAAAUAGAAAUCUACAAUGUCAAAUUAUUAGAUACAAAACAUGCCCAAGAGCUAUUCAAUUGGCACGCCUUCGGCCAUAUCAAACCUUUGGACAAAUUGCAAGAUAUGGUAGAAGAGUUGAUUCGAAUGUGUGGCGGUUUUCCUUUGGCUUUGAAAGUUUUAGCGGGGCAGCUCCACAAUGAACGUGAUCCAAGAAAGUGGAAGCAGCGAUUGGAAAGCCUCAGUAAACAAAUGCCGGAGGACAUCUUAAAGGGGAUAGUAAAGCAUAGCUAUGAAUCUCUUUCUAUGAGAGAGAAAGAGUCCUUUCUAGACAUUGCCCAUUUCUUAAUGGGGGAAGACACAGAUCUGGUGGAGAGGAUUUUGGAUGGAUUGAAUGAUAACGGCUUUCAAUGCCUUCAGAGGCUCCGUCAUAAAUGCCUCCUGGAGUUUGAAUUUGGAGAUAUAAUUCGUCGAAGAGCACUACAGGGUGAAAGCGAGAAUUGGAGCAUAGAUGUUUGGAGAAGAGCGAAAGGGAGAUUCAAAAUAAGAAUGCACGAUUUAGUGAGGGACUUGGCAAGACAAAUAGGAAGACAGGAGUUACCCCUUCGCCUUUGUUGCUCACACGAUAAAUUGAUCUCCACACGGGAUUUUGCUUACCAUUACUCUGUGCAAAAGUAUGAUGUACGAGGAAUUCGAAAAGACGAAGACAAUGAGUUGCCAGUAUUUUUGCAAAAUCAAGAUAUAUGUGGGUUAAAACUUCUGGCGGUUCAAAAUUCCACUCAUCUACAGCAAUUCAACAGUGUAUCUGGAGAUUUGAUAUGGCUUCGCUUACGUCUCUACAAGGACUCUUCAAAUCCUUCUGCCCUCUUACAGAGACGUUUAAGCAAUCUCAUCCCUUCUACUCAUUUACAGACAAGUUUAAGAGGUGUAAGCAAUCUCAUUCCCUCUUCUCUCUUACAGAGACUCGGUUUAAAUAAUCAAAUUCAUUCUUCUCUCUUGCUGAGAAGUUUAAGAGUUUUGGAAGUUUUUGGUGUCAACCCUCAAGAUUUCUGCACCUUGUUUGACGAUCAUGAGCCUCCUUCGCAGCUACGUGCACUGGAAGUCGCAUGCAAUAGAGAAUUUGGAAGCGCAAGCACAAGCACAGCUGGACCUUCAACAGUCGUUUCCACAAAACAUGCUUCAACUUCAGAGACUUCACAUUCAUUGCAGCGUCCAACAAAUACUGGACAGUGGUUUCAGGCGUGGUUAGGAAAGCUGAAUUUCAAGAACUUGGGUAAGAUGGUUUUACGAAAUAUUCCAGGCCUGAAAACUCUCCCAAUUAAGUUUGAGGAAGUUAGAAACCUGAGACAUGUAGAUCUAUCUGGCUGCACGGAUUUGGAGGUCUUGCCAGAUUCUUUUACCGAAGAAUUAUUGCAACUUGAAUAUUUAGCAUUGCGUGAUUGCAGGAAUCUAGUUUUCCAGGAUUUGGGAAAAAUCUCCACGCUUGAGUACCUCGACUUUCAGGGUUGCUCAAUGUUAAAAGAAUUGCCUAAAGGAACUGAGGUUCAAAAGUCUUUAAAGAAUUUAAAUGUCGUCCAUACUGAGCUGAGUGAAUUGCCUCAGGGUCUAGAACAGCUGGAAGAUCUAGAAGAACUCCAUAUAGGGAGCUCAGGAUUGACAGAGCUGCCAUCUUCUCUAUAUAAUUUGAGCAGAUUAACAGACUUGACUCUGAUAGAAUGCACUAAUCUAAUUUUUAUUGACAACUCUAUUCAGAAGUUGGUACAUUUAGAGAGUUUUAGAGUAUAUAAAUGUCGAAUCAGAGCAUUGCCAGAAACAAUUGCAUGGAUGAAUAUGAAAAUAUUAUAUGUUCAAGAGUGUCCACUUGAUUUGGAGCAGUUGCUGACAGGAGUGGAAUCGGGAAAAAUGUCACUGGAUAGUUCUCAGGCGGAGAGAAGUAUUGGGCAGAGUGCUCACCCAAAUCGCUCAGGUUGUUUAACAGAUUUAAUCGUAAGAGACAGCCACAUUUUACAGAUACAUAUUCCUCGGGCCGAAAGUCUUUUUCCAAAACUUGAAAUUGUUGAUCUGUCUGGCAAUCGUCGUUUGACAAAGAUCGGAAGCUUACCAGGCAACUUGAUAAGUCUGAACCUGACCAACUGUUCAAAGCUGCGAACACUGGCAUGCUUCUCUAACAUGGCAAGACUUAAAGUUCUUGAUAUCAGCGGCUGUGAUGAACUACAAACACUUAAUGUGGAAGGUCUGAGUUCAAUAGAAGUAAUUAAAGCCAAUGGGUGUUGGAAGCUGCAGAAAAUUCAGGGUCUGAACCUGUUGGAAAAGUUGUCUUGUUUACAGAUCUCCUCCAUUCUUACCGCGUACGCGUUAUCUAUGGCACGGCUUCUGGAAUUUGAAAGCUGGUCUGGAGCUCUACAUAGUGGAUCAAAUCAUCCUUGUAGAAUUUGCAACAAUAAUUUGAACUUUCGUGUUUUGAAGGAGUUAGAGAACUGCACGGAGGCUUCGAUCGAAAUAGAGGAAUGUCACUUUACUGAUGUGAACCUGGAGAGUGCAAUUUUGCUAUACCUUCAUACAGAGCCCAUGUGCAAGGUUGAAGUGGCAUUCCGUGGUCAUACUUGCACCACCGACUCUUCUACUUCGAAUGAUUCAGUACAUCUACUGAUGUUGACAAAAGAUUCAGAUCUGUUUAAGGAAUUUAAAUUCUCCAAAGAUCAGGCAAUGCAUUUCAACAUUAAUGUACUCAAUUCAAACCCAUCGUUGAACUCGCGACUGCGAAAAGGAUGGAUAGGAGAAGCCAAAACUGUGUUAGAAAUGAGCUCGUUUCUCUCUAAGGCCUUCCACAGUUGUCCUGUCAAAUCCUGUGCACAUCAAAAUCAAUGCAAAAAACCGAUCUACUGAUUUGUGUAUAAGUAAUAAUACUAAAGGAGUUAUUGAACAGUUUAGACAAUGAAGUUUUCGGACUCUUUAAUAUUUAUACAGAUAUUAUUUCAUAAUUGUAUAUGUAUGCAGCUCUACAAGUUCCAUAGCUUUAAUUGUUAUUCUUUUUCUCGCUGUAUAUUAAAAUUAUAUACAUGAUUUGCAGUCUAA